This is a messenger RNA of Vigna radiata var. radiata (mung bean), 882 nucleotides long. RefSeq lists its product as uncharacterized. The transcript has 3 exons. The coding region runs from base 22 to 882 and encodes 286 amino acids. NCBI's taxonomy places the organism in Eukaryota, Viridiplantae, Streptophyta, Magnoliopsida, Fabales, Fabaceae. The record is from RefSeq and is a predicted model, not a curated record.
GUAUAAUCUAGCGCAGUAAUCAUGAGAAGUAAGCAUUCUUUUAACAAUGGUAGGGAUGGUGGCCGUACUUCAAGAGGAAGGAGUCGAGGAACUCCAAUGGCUGAACGUGAAGAGUCUUCUUCAAGAAGAAGGGGUCGAGGAUCUCCAAUGGCUGAACAUCAAGAGCCGGCCAGACAGGAAAGAAGGGAAGAGGAAAAUUCAGAAGCGACGAAUGUAUGUGAACACUGUGUAGCCUUAUUCCAAAACAAUACGAUUUUGCCAUCACCGUCUUUUCAAGUUCUUUCAGGUCUUCCAACACCCAUAUAUAAUCAUCAAGGUUUAAAUAUUCAGGUAUAUCCACCACCAAGAAAUAACCCUCAGGGUUUCAAUAGUCAAGUACCUUCUUCUUCGAAUCUUCCACCACCAAGAAAUAACUCUCAGAGUUUCAAUAUUCAAGUUCGUUCAAAUCUUCCACCACCAAUGAAUAACUCUCAGGGUUUCAAUAUUCAAGUUCUUUCAAAUCUUCCACCACCCACAAAUAACCCUCACGGUUACAAUGGCAACAGGCCCUCCUACAGCCAAGCUGUGCUUAAUAGCCAAGUUAAGAAUGUGCAACCUAGCCAAGUGAGCAAUGUGCAACCUAGCCAAGGUGGUUAUGUUCAACUUAGCCAACUGAGGAAUGCGCAAGCUAGCCAAGUGAGGAAUGUUCAACCUAACCAAAUGAGCAAUGUGCAGCCUAGCCAACCUAGCCAAGUUACUCAAGGUAGAAUGGGGUCACAACAACCUUCAGAAUCAAAUAGACAACUUCCUGUACCUUUCUAUGAUUUCUUGGGAGUGGAGAAUGAAGUGGAGGAUUGGGAGGAGCUCGCAGAUCUUCCUGAGAAACUUGAAGAAAGAAAAUGA